ACAGUCAAAUGCCCUCAGGUUGCCCGAAAAGGGAUUUUGAAGCUUUGAAUUUCUCGGCGUAUGAUUGAAUGUUUGAUUUGUCGCCAAUUUGGUUACAGUCAUGGUGUAUAGAGCAACUAUUUUGCGAAGGUUGGCCAUCACACAGAUGGUGUUUGGGGCUGUGAUGUUCGUAUUUGGAAUAACAAGUAUUUUCGUUGCUGAACACUGGACUUCGUACAUUGCUUUUGGCGUCUGGGUUGGCGUUUGGGUUUUCAUCACAGGAAUUUUGGGAUACAUCGGAGUAAGAGAUGAUUCAAGGCCAAACAAGUGUUUGAUUGGAUGUUUUAUGGGUUUCUCCAUUACAGGUUGUGUCUUCUCAGGAGGAAUGUUCGUCUGUUACUGCAUUACUCUUGCAAGUUACUCCGAAAUGAAGAAUUUUUGUAGCCGUUAUUAUAGAGGCGACUACAAGUAUUACUCUUAUUACGAUUGCUCUCGGAGGUAUGACUUUCGUAGAUCUACAGCAGAAAAUGUGGCAGGUUUAGGUUCUUGUCUCCUCAUUUUCUCUUUGGUUGAGUUGUUCUUGGCCCUUGCGUCAUCCAUCUAUUGUUGCAGGGCAGUGUGUUGUAAAUCACCAGCAGCUGGGAACACAACAUGGACCAACCAGCAAGUGGUGUAUGUACAGCCUCAAUACAUGUACCCUGGGGUACAGCCGGGUGGGGUUUUUAUGCAGACCGAUGCUGGUGGGUACCCAGCAACAGGCCAGCAACCUUUGUAUUUCCUCCAGCAGCCUGGAGUGGUUGCACAGCCUGGAGUAGUCGCACAGCCUGAUGCGGUUGCACAACCUGGAGUGGUUGCACAGCCUAGAGUGUUUGCACAGCCUGGGGUGGUUGCACAACCAGGAGUGGUUGCACAGCCUGGGGUGGUGGCACAGCCAAGGCUGGUGGUACAGCCGGGGGUGGUGGCUCAGCAGGGGAUGGUAGGACAGCCAGGAGUGGUGGCACAGCCUGGGGUGGUUGCACAGCCUGGGGCGGUUGCACAGCCAGGUGUGGUUGUACAGCCUGGGGUGGUUGCACAACCAGGGGGAGUAGUGGCACAGCCGGGGCUAUUGGCACAACCAGGGGUGGUGGCACAGCCAGGGGUGGUGGCACAGCCAGGGGUGGUGGCACAGCCAGGGGUGGUUACACAGCCCGGAGUGGUUGCACAGCCUGGGGUGGUUACACCGCCUGGGGUGGUUGCACAGCCUGGGGUGGUCGCACAGUCUGGGGUGGUUGCACAGCCCAGGGUGGUGUCACAACCUGGGGGGAUUGCACAACCUGGGGUGGUUGCACAGCCUGGGGUGGCAUUUCAGCAACCCACUUACUGGCCUGUUCCCUCAGGAUCCAACGCAGCUGGAGCAGUGACUUUACCCUAUUCAGAUGUUCCCCCCCAAGUGCAGUAUCAAGCACUGCAAGUCCAGAUUCCUGUAGCAGUAACAGACGAGGACAUGCCAGCACCAUAUUCAUUUCAACAGUCAGGCAAUGUACCACCACCAGCUUUCUCAUCUGAGGAUGCCAAUCCAAAUGGUUAAUGUCUGAUUUCAGUACAUGAAUCAGCAGUUACAUCUAGAGUAUUAUUAGGGCAUGCUUUAGAAGUUUUGAGUUCGUGAGCUCUCGUAGUAGAAUGGGAAAGGAAUGGGAACCAAGGGAGAGGAGAGGUUGGAGAGGACAAUAGGAUAAGGGAGGAGAGGGUGAAAAGUGCGAGCUGAAUGAGGGUUGGAAGAGGGGGGGGAGUGGAAAUGUGAAAAUGUGAAUUAUCCUCCAUAAAAAAAUGGGAGAUACAUGUAAGAGUCAAAGAUAUUGAGGCCCGAUUAGAGAGGGAGGAAGAGCCAAAGAUGCUGAGGUCUGUGAGAAGCAAGACAUUCUUUCCCCCACUCCUCCCGACCCUCCUCCACUCCUCCCCACCCUCCUCCACUCCUUCCCACCCUUCCCAUUCCCAAUCUCUUUCCUAAUUAAGGUAAAGCUGCGCCUCCAGGAUGUGUAUGUGUAUAUACUAAGCUGAAUUACAGCUGCAUUUUGAUUAGCUCAUUUUUAUAAACUUUUGGACGUGACCAUUGACAACUUUUUUCUUCUUUAUUAUUAACAAUAAAUACGGGUAGAGAGAUGACGUCACAAGUGGUAAUAACAUCAAUGACACACUAGGCUGCGCCUCAUUUGCCACUUUUUGGAUCUUACCACAUUAUGACGUCAUCUGCAAUCUCUUACUGAACAGAGAUAUGACAGCUUGCAAUCUCUUUAUUAAUUUGUAGGGGUAUAUUUCAGCUUUGAUGUUCGUGAAGAUAGAGGUAGUAAUAAUGUGCCAGAUUUGCCUUUUAUCAGGAAAUGAUGAUUUAGAUGUAGCGCUGUAUUGUUUAAACUGAAGUGUGAAUGAGGCUUUUGAUCCAUCCUGCUUCUCAGGACUACCCUCACUUAGACGAUUAGACUACACGAUCAAACCUACAUCUUCAAAUGGCUUUUUAAAGUGGAGUACACGAACUAUUUUGCUGAGGGCUACUUCACUAGAUUGUUAUUGACCUCGAGGAAGAGAAUCUCAAGACUUGUAAAAAACAAAUCGAGCUCCCGCUUUUUGGUCGACUGAUGUUGUUAAUCACUCAGCGUAUGAUUACAGACCGAAUUAAACCCCUCUUAGUCCUAUUAUCAUUACUAGGCACGCCUAGAGUUUUUGCACAAGAAGAUGUUAUAACGUUAGUCUAAAUAACACUUUCAAGAUGCCUAAAUUGAUCCGUAUCGUAAUGAAAAUAUCAUUACAGUUUAGAAUUGUCGUUUUGCAUUAGUGGACGCGAAUAUUUGUAGUAGCCCGAUAUGCACCUGAAAUAAAACAAAGUUCUCUAAUAAACAAAAACGUUAUAAAA
Molecule: messenger RNA, 2866 nt
Organism: Pocillopora verrucosa
Lineage: Eukaryota; Metazoa; Cnidaria; Anthozoa; Scleractinia; Pocilloporidae
Product: accumulation-associated protein-like
Cellular component (GO): membrane
Source: RefSeq, a predicted model, not a curated record